CUUGGCUUCUUGCAGAGAAUUUAGAGGAGAAUCUCUGAGUCUCAUAUAAAACAAACACUUUGUGUUCAAAAUCAAUGAAAAUAAAGAGGAUUAAGAGAUUUUUCAUUAAGGAAAAUGGAUAUGGAAAUGGAAUUCCAAAUCAUUUCCAGAGAAACUAUUAAGCCUUCUUCUCCAACUCCAAACCACCUUAGAACUCACAAGCUUUCCAUCAUUGAUCAGCUAGCCAUUCAGUGCUAUGUCCCUGUCCUCCUUUUUUACCCUUCCAAUGGCCAAGAUUCUAGCCAACGAUCAAGUCUUCUUAAGAAAUCCUUGUCGCAGAUAUUAACCCACUUCUAUCCUUUUGCUGGAAGAGAGGUGAACAGUUCUUGGAUUGAUUGCAAUGAUGAGGGAGCAAGUUUUGUUGAAGCAAAUGUAGCUGCUGACUUGUCUAUGCUCCUCAAGCAACCUCAAUUUGAACUGUUGCAGCAACUAUUGCCCUGCAAGCCAAAUGAGAAUUCAGUUCCAUUUCGUGCCAGGGAAAUUCUAGCUGUUCAAGUGAACUAUUUUAUUUGUGGUGGGAUGACUAUUGGUGUCUGCAUUAAGCAUUUGAUUGCUGAUGCAUCGACAGUAGCAUCUUUCAUUGAACGCUGGGGUGCUGUUGCUUGUUUUGCUGAUACUGAUGUUAAUGGUGUGAUCUUGGAUCGCACUAGUCUGUUUCCUCCUAUUGAUAAAACAGAAGGCUUAUCAUGGGGUGAUAGUUCAGAUGAAGAAUUCUUACCUGAAAUUGUGAUGAAGAGGCUUGUGUUUAAUGGUUCAAAGAUUGCUGCUCUAAGAGAAAGAGUUGGCAAUGGACUGUAUCUAGAUCGACCAUCGCGUUUUGAGGCUGUAUCUGCACUAAUUUGGGGUGCUUCCAUAGCUGCAACUAGAGAAACUGAUGAAACUGUUGAUUAUCAUGUGGCAAUGAGUGUUGUGGAUCUGCGAAAGAAAUUGAAUCCACCUUUGCCACAGCAAUGUAUAGGAAAUAUCUGCCAAGUCACAACAGCAAAAUGCUCAAUGGAGAAAUCAACAGACUAUAAUGAAUUAGCACAAAAAAUUCGUGAGUCGAUAAGAAAGGUAGACGAUGAGAGUGUGAGGAAGUUCCAUGAAGAUGGAAAAUGGUUGGAUUUUGUGAAAAAGUUAGGGGAAGAGUAUGGGAAGAAGUCUAAGGUCAGGAUGUUCAAAUUUAGCAGUUGGUGUAGAUUUCCAUUUUAUGAAGCUGACUUCGGUUGGGGAAAGCCCAUUUGGGUAAGUACUGCAAUGGAGCAGGAAAAUGGUGCCAUUUUCUUGGAUUCUAGUGAUGGCCAGGGAAUUGAGGCAUGGGUGGCACUGCCUAAGGAAGACAUGACCCAACUUGAACAAAACCCAGAUAUUCUUGAAUUUGCUUCUUUCAGUUGAAGAACAUGAACUCUCAUUUAAAGUUAGAUAAUUGCAAAUAAGGGUCUUCAUUGCCCUAGCCACUUUUCUUAAAAUGCCUCUAGCAUUUUAGAGCAGUCUUGUGUCAUUCAAUUCUGUUUAUGGUUCUUUCCUUUGUAUGCUAUUCCUCUUUACCAAUGAAAAUCCUUCAUUUCCAGUUUAAGAAA
Molecule: messenger RNA, 1598 nt
Organism: Hevea brasiliensis (rubber tree)
Lineage: Eukaryota; Viridiplantae; Streptophyta; Magnoliopsida; Malpighiales; Euphorbiaceae
Product: stemmadenine O-acetyltransferase-like
Exons: 1
Coding region: 115-1413 (432 amino acids)
Source: RefSeq, a predicted model, not a curated record